Molecule: messenger RNA, 2178 nt
Organism: Chelmon rostratus (copperband butterflyfish)
Lineage: Eukaryota; Metazoa; Chordata; Actinopteri; Chaetodontiformes; Chaetodontidae
Gene: gucy1b2
Product: guanylate cyclase 1, soluble, beta 2
Exons: 17
Coding region: 1-2178 (725 amino acids)
Biological process (GO): response to oxygen levels; cGMP biosynthetic process
Cellular component (GO): guanylate cyclase complex, soluble
Molecular function (GO): guanylate cyclase activity; heme binding
Source: RefSeq, a predicted model, not a curated record
AUGGGAACCUGCCAGUAUGGGUUCAUCAACAGCUGCUUACAGUCUCUGGUGAUGGAAAGGUUUGGACAGGAUACCUGGGACAAACUGAGCUCUCUUCCAGGGGUCCAGGAUACUUUCAUGACAUAUAUGGUUUAUGAUGACAGCCUAACCUUAAGCCUAGUGCAGGAGGCCUGUUCGCUGCUGGAUGUCUCUGCUGAUGGAUUUCUUAAGCUUUUUGGAGAGCAUUUCUUUACUUUUUGUAAGCAAGCGGGCUAUGACACCAUGCUGAGGUCACUGGGUGGAAAUCUCACUGAAUUCAUUGGAAAUCUGGAUGCUCUCCAUAGUUACCUGGCUCUGUCCUAUCAGGAAAUGAAUGCACCAUCUUUCCGGGCGGAGAUGACAGGCGAUGGCAAGAUGCUUCUUCACUACUAUUCUGACAGGAAGGGCCUGCACCAUAUUGUGCCUGGUAUUAUGGAGGCAGUUGCCAAUGAGUUUUUUAAUUGCAAAGUGACCAUGGUGGUUGUUAAUCAAUCAGAGGAAGAUGAGCAGAAAGGGAAGAAGGAGCAUGUUGUGUUUCUAGUCAAACAUACCAACCAAGCUUGCAAAACUAGAGACCAGGACCAUACCAGUUAUAGAGAGGAGGCAUUACUCAGAACAAUGAGGGACAGAUGUGUGUCACUGUCUGGGAAAAAGAGUGGCUGGGACCUGAUCAGGGCUGUGGUUCUAACAGAAAAAGGCAGACUCCUGUACACCUUCAGUCCAUGUCACCUGGACAAGCUGUGGAUAGAGAAGAAAGCUUUCUCCAUUGCUUUCCCCUUUCAUAUUGUCUUUGAUGAAGAUCUGAAGGUAAGGCAGACAGGGGUGAACAUACAAAAGUUUGUUCCAGGUUUCCAGGCCAGGGAUGCUACACUGGACCAAUACUUCACCAUUAUACACCCACAGGUGACUUUUACUAUUAAGAGCAUCAGGAAAUUCAUCAACAGUCAAUUUGUCUUGAAAAGCCUCAAAGACAAAUGCACCACGCUCAAACUAAGAGGUCAGAUGUUGUGGAUGGAAACUCUUGGCUGUAUGUUGUACCUGUGUUCUCCAAAGCUACGAAGUCUCAAGGAACUUCAAGAUGUUGGCCUCCACCUGUCUGACCUGGCCCAGCACGAUGUCACCAGAGACCUGGUUCUCCUCAACCAACAACGUCUAGCUGAGAUGGAACUCACCAACCAGCUGGAAAGGAAAAAAGAGGAACUGAGAAUCCUGUCAAAGCACCUAGAGGCUGAAAAAGAGAAGACAGAAACUCUGCUGUAUGCCAUGCUGCCUCGCCACAUAGCCAAUCAGCUUAAAGAUGGGAAGAGUGUAAAAGCAGGGGAGUUUGAGGUGUGCACUAUUUUGUUCAGCGAUGUGGUAACCUUCACAAACAUCUGCGCUGCCUGUGAGCCUAUCCAUAUUGUUCACAUGCUCAACUCCAUGUACUCCAAGUUUGACCGACUCACCAAUAUACAUGAUAUCUACAAGGUAUUAAUUGGUUUCCUAAAGGUUGAGACUAUUGGUGAUGCAUACAUGGUGGUGGGUGGCGUUCCAGUCCCUACAGAAAGCCAUGCUGUCAGAGUGGCAAACUUUGCUUUGGGUAUGAAGAUAGCAGCCAGAGAGGUCAUCAACCCUGUGACAGGCAAACCAAUACAGAUUCGUGUGGGUCUCCAUACUGGUCCAGCGUUAGCUGGGGUGGUGGGGGAGAAGAUGCCACGUUAUUGCCUGUUUGGAGACACUGUUAACACAGCCUCCAGGAUGGAGAGUCAUGGAGUACCUGACCACAUUCACCUCAGCACUUCCACAUACAGUGAGUUGAAGGAUGGAGGAUUCAACAUACAAAAGCGUGGCCAUAUUGAGGUGAAGGGUAAAGGCCAGAUGACUACUUACUUCCUGUUGGGGAACCUGUUGGUGUCAGAAGAUAGCAUCAUGGGAAGAGAAGAUGGAGGGAAGUGUCUUUACAGAAAGGACCUUCAUGGCCAGAGCAAAAAAGAGCCUAAUCUAAGAUCUGAAACUGAGUGGAGAGACGCAACCUCAGAUGGAGUCAUUCCCUCAGACCCAAGCUGCUCAGACACAAUCACUGCCUUUGCCUGGGACAUCACCCCGCCAUAUGAGACCAAUGAGAAAAGCUACAACACUCCUGCAAACAAUUUCAACAGCAGACUCUGUGUCUUACUCUGA